Messenger RNA from Equus quagga, 4617 nucleotides. RefSeq names its product BBX high mobility group box domain containing (gene BBX). Lineage: Eukaryota; Metazoa; Chordata; Mammalia; Perissodactyla; Equidae. The transcript is spliced from 18 exons. Gene Ontology annotation, cellular component: nucleus. Gene Ontology annotation, molecular function: RNA polymerase II transcription regulatory region sequence-specific DNA binding; DNA-binding transcription factor activity, RNA polymerase II-specific. The record is from RefSeq and is a predicted model, not a curated record. The coding region runs from base 519 to 3344 and encodes 941 amino acids. Gene Ontology annotation, biological process: regulation of transcription by RNA polymerase II.
AGACGGAGGGGACCCCGCGCGCCGAGCCGCCGCCGGCCGGCCGCUCCCCGGGCACUUUCCCCCUCCGCCAAAACUUUGGGUCGGGAGAGGUCGCGGGCGAGGGUCGCGCGGCCGCGCCGGCGGGGGCGGGGGGCGCGGAGGCAGUGCCCGGCGGGCGGGAGCCGGGGGCCGGCGGGGAGUAGUAGGCCAGCCGGUGCCAGGCUGCGUUUGCAGGCAGCACCUCUCGGCGCGCAGGCAGCGCCGCCCGAGAGGGGCACGGGCGCCGGGGCGCGGGCAGGGGCAGCCCGAGGAAAACAACAACAGAGCCUCACGCCGCCGGCGCCUCCAGGCCGCCCGGGGAGCCCCAAACUUCAUCGCGGCGAAAGUCGCUAUCAUAUGACAAAGGCUGCACGCAGUUCAUCUUGCUCCCCGUGUACUUUCCAUUUGCCUUCCUGGAAUCCUGCUGCAUCACAGAGGCUGGAAAUUCUGAUGUUCCAUUGAAAUCACAAUGGAAAGCCUUGACUUGACGGGUCACAGUAAUGAAAGGCAGUAAUAGAAAUAAAGAUCAUUCAGCAGAAGGCGAAGGGGCUGGGAAACGACCCAAACGAAAGUGUCUUCAGUGGCAUCCAUUGCUGGCAAAGAAACUUCUAGACUUUUCAGAAGAGGAGGAAGAGGAAGACGAAGAGGAGGAUAUUGAUAAGGUUCAGCUUCUUGGGGCUGAUGGCCUAGAACAAGAUGUUGGUGAGACCGAAGACGAUGAAUCACCAGAACAGCGCGCCCGGAGGCCAAUGAACGCAUUCCUCUUAUUUUGCAAACGCCAUCGCUCCCUUGUACGUCAGGAACACCCCAGGCUUGAUAACCGAGGUGCUACCAAGAUCCUAGCUGAUUGGUGGGCUGUUCUCGAUCCAAAGGAAAAGCAGAAAUACACAGACAUGGCCAAGGAGUAUAAAGAUGCAUUUAUGAAAGCAAAUCCUGGCUACAAAUGGUGUCCUACCACAAACAAGCCCGUGAAAUCCCCAACACCCACUGUCAACCCACGAAAGAAACUCUGGGCCUUCCCGUCUGACUCUUCGAGAGACUUACCAAGCCCCAAGAAAGCUAAGACCGAAGAAAUGCCUCAGCUUAACUUUGGAAUGGCCGAUCCUACUCAAAUGGGCGGCCUGAGCAUGCUGCUUUUAGCUGGAGAACAUGCUCUUGGCACACCAGAGGUGUCUUCUGGCACUUGCAGGCCUGAUGUUUCAGAGUCCCCUGAAUUGCGUCAGAAGUCCCCAUUGUUUCAGUUUGCUGAGAUAUCUUCAAGUACAUCCCACCCUGAUGCUCCUUCGAAACAGUGUCAAGCAUCAGCCUUGUUUCAAUUUGCAGAGAUUUCAUCAAACACUUCGCAGUUGGGUGGUGCCGAACCUGUGAAACGCUGUGGAAAGUCUGCGCUCUUUCAACUGGCAGAGAUGUGCCUGGCGUCAGAGGGGGUGAAAAUGGAGGAAUCAAGGCUAGUAAAAGCAAAAGAAUCAGAUGGCGGAAGAAUUAAAGAAUUGGAGAAGGGAAAGGAAGAAAGAGAAAUAAGAAUGGAGAAGACAGAUGAAGCCAGGUUACAGAAGGAAGCUGAAUUUGAAAAUUCAGCUACAGAACACAUAAGAGAUUCUAAGGAAUUAAGAAAUUUCGAGGAGGUGAGAAUGGAUGAUAUAAUGGCUCUAAAAAUGGAAGAUCCCAAAGAAAUUAAAAAGGAAGAAUUAGAGGAAGAUCAAAAAUGUAGUCACUUCCCUGAUUUUUCUUACUCUGCCAGUAGCAAGAUAAUAAUAAGCGAUGUUCCCAGUAGAAAGGAUCACAUGUGCCAUCCUCAUGGAAUUAUGAUCAUCGAGGAUCCCACAGCAUUGAACAAACCAGAAAAGCUAAAAAAGAAAAAGAAGAAAGGCAAAAUGGAUCGGCAUGGAAAUGAUAAAUCCACACCCAAGAAGACUUGCAAAAAGAGGCAGUCCUCGGAGUCUGACAUCGAGAGUGUCAUGUACACCAUUGAAGCCGUGGCGAAGGGAGACUGGGGCAUUGAGAAACUUGGAGAAUCUCCUCGCAAGAAGGUCCGCACAUCCUCAAGUGGCAAGGGAAGCAUUUUGGAUGCCAAGCCACCAAAGAAAAAAGUGAAAUCAAGAGAGAAGAAAAUGUCCAAGGAGAAAUCCUCAGACACCACCAAAGAGUCAAGACCUCCAGAUUUCAUUAGUAUUUCCGCCAGCAAGAACAUUUCUGGUGAGGUGCCAGAGGGUAUAAAAGCAGAACCAUUGACCCCCAUGGAAGAUGUGUUACCACCCAGCUUGUCGGGACAGGCCAAACCUGAGGACAGUGACUGUCACAGGAAAAUAGAGACUUGUGGCUCCCGGAAAUCCGAGAGGUCUUGCAAAGGUGCUCUUUAUAAAACCCUGGUGUCUGAGGGCAUGCUCACCUCUCUGCGGGCUAAUGUUGACAGAGGGAAACGAAGCUCAGGAAAAGGAAACUCCUCCGAUCAUGAAGGGUGUUGGAAUGAAGAAAGCUGGACAUUUAACCAGAGUGGGACCAGUGGGAGCAAGAAGUUCAAGAAGACAAAGCCGAGGGAAGACUCUCUCCUUGGGUCAGCAAAGCUGGAUGAAGAAUUUGAAAAAAAAUUCAGCAGCCUCCCUCAAUAUAGUCCUGUUACGUUUGACCGGAAGUGUGUCCCUGUCCCAAGAAAAAAGAAGAAGACUGGAAACAUGUCCUCAGAGCCGACGAAAACCAGCAAAGGUCCUUUCCAGUCUCAGAAAAAGAACUUAUUCCACAAAAUUGUCAGCAAAUAUAAGCACAAAAAGGAGAAGCCUAAUGUUCCGGAAAAAGGAAGUGGGGAUAAAUGGUCAAACAAGCAUCUCUUCUUGGAUGCCAUUCACCCUGCGGAAGCCAUAUUUUCAGAAGACAAAAACACCACAGAGCCUGCUCAUAAGGUUAAAAAUGCCCCAUCCAUUCCCAACACUCCAGAGCCAACAGCAACGCAAGAACCCUUGGUGGGCAGCCAAAAGAGAAAGGCAAGGAAAACCAAGAUCACACACCUUGUCAGGACAGCCGAUGGCCGGGUGUCACCAGCAGGAGGUACUUUGGAUGACAAACCAAAGGAGCAAAUGCAGAGGAGUCUGCCUAAGGUUGCCGAGGUGGGCUGCCACGACGAGUGCUCCCACAACCCCGAGGCCGCCGAGACCCGGAGCAGCACCCCCGAGAUGCCGGCCGUCUCUGCCUUCUUCAGCCUCGCCGCGCUGGCUGAGGUGGCCGCCAUGGAGAAUGUGCACAGAGGUCAGAGGUCGACUCCGCUCACCCAUGAUGGACAGCCAAAAGAAAUGCCACAGGCUCCUGUCCUUAUUUCCUGCGCUGACCAGUGAAGCACCCUUUCCUUGUAAAACAUUGUGCUUUACCUACUCCCUAGCCUUGUCUUUCCCGAGGGAUGCUAGUGAGUCCAUGUGGUGGAAAAUAUAGACUGCACACAAGUGCUUGUCCCCUCCACGGCCCAGGUUCACUUGAAGCAGAAGUUAGCAUCCUGGGCCGGUCUGUUCUUUCGGAACCCAGAGUCUUUGAGGGUGAUGUUAUCUGUCUGAUAAUGAGCAGAAACGGGAUGAUCCUGGAGCUUUGCUUUCUAUUGAAGGCUUUUGACGGUCUUAGGUGGUAACUUGGUAAAAGGCUGCCUUUAGUGUAGCUCAUUCAGCAUCUCUUUUACCAACCAGAGAGUGUGAAACUAGUUUCGUAUAUUACCUAGUUAUUCUUUCAAAACAAAAACAGAAAACAAAAAAACAAAAACUGACGCACUGCACUAGUUAUUAUUAGACAUUCUUAGUCUUUUUUGUACAUGCAGAUUUAAGUUCUAAGAUGGUUUAUAUAAUAGGUUAUACCUACAUUUAUAUUGUAGAAUAAUAUUAAAAAGCCUGGUCCAGAGACUCCAGCAGCGCGGGCAGGCAGAUGUACCAUUGUUAGCGGUGUAUGCUCGGCCUCGUGGUCCAUAUAUUCUGCACUUUUCUAUUUGCCACCAGAGUGGUAGUUUGCUGGCAAAAAAAAAAAAAAGAGAGGACAAAAAAUUUACAAUUCUUACAAGCUGAAUUUUUUUCUUAGCCUUGAGUGACCAAGAAGAAUUUGCUUGGGGCAAAUUGUGGCAAAUAUUUUCCCAGACCGGGGAAGAAGCGUCCUGCAGAUUACAGAUGCCUGAUGUUUUCAUGCCUCGAGGAUUCUUUUCUUUUUACACAGGGGUCGAAGUGACCAAUGGAUCGUUCAUACAAACAAAAAAAGAAAAAUAUUAUUCAGAAGUGACCUUAGUAUUGCUUCACUAUUCUGAACACAUUGAAGACACUCACUUCAUGUGGACUGUGAGCUACAGACCUUUACAUCCAUCCCAGACAGACUGGACGGGGAGCAAUUGCUAUGCACAGCCUGAUGGGCGCUGCGGGUUUUUAGAGCCAUUUGAGUUUGUGUGGUUAGGGAGGGACUGAGUGAGCAAUGAGGGAGGUGUGCCUGACCAGAGUGGGGCUCCCAGUCAGAGAUCCACCUGCAAGUUUCUGUUUCCUUUGUGUGUUUUGUUGCUUUUGAGCAUAAAACCAACCAUACACAGGCCAGUGCCAAGUGGAUUAACUGGCUCAGAACAUUCAACAUAUUGACUUAACCACCUGA